AUGCCACCGACGCGCGCAGGAACCAAGCGCGUGGCCAAGGAGCCCGCCAAGAAGCGCACAGAGGGGAAGGAGCCGGCUCCAAAGCGUAGCAAGGCCCAGAAUGUGGCGCCUACGCUGAUUAGCGACCGAGUUGAUGCCGCACAGGUGCUCAAAGCCUGCAAGGCCCUAGCUGCCUAUACCGAGCGUCGGCGGCAGGGCGGCGGCGAAAAUGAGCUGCCGAUCGGCCCGAGUGUGUCCAAGGACACGGAUCACACGGUAUUCCUGCAAAUCACGGUAAAGCAGCUGGAUACGAAGCGCAAGGUGAAGCCAGCGCGCAUUCCGCUGGCGCACCCGCUGCUGGAUGCUGAUGCGAGUGUGUGUCUACUCACCAAGGACCCACAGCGCGAGUACAAGGACCUACUGAUGGAGAAAAGCAUUACGACGGUCAACCGCGUGGUCGGUGUGGAGAAGCUCAAAGGCAAGUUCCGUCCGUUUGAUGCGAGGCGUCAGCUUGUGCGAGACCAUGACCUGUUUCUCGCUGACGAACGCAUUGUAGCCAUGCUGCCGAAGCUGUGUGGCAGUGUAUUUUACAAGGACCGCAAGUUCCCCGUGCCUAUCGAUCUAACCAACAAGAAGCACUUGGCCGAGACGAUUGACCGGGCGAUCGCGUCCACGUACUAUUUGCAAAACAAGGGCUCGUGCAGCACCGUCAAGGUGGGAUUUCUGCAUCGGCAUACACCAGCUGAGCUCGUGGAGAAUGUGGCAUUGGCUUUGCCGUCGAUUGUAUCGCGUAUUCCAGGCAAAUGGGCGAAUGUGCAGAACGUGGAGCUCAAGACGGGCAAGAGUGCGGCUCUUCCCAUUUGGAACUGCCGCCUGAGCGAGGGCGAAGGCGACGGCGUCCGCUGGACUCUCUCGGCAGACGACCGCGCCGACGACGACGACCAGGAGGAAGAGGACAAUGACGAGGAAGAGGACAACGGCGACAAAGAGGAGGCAGAGACGGCGCCGAAGCCCAAGUCGGGCAAGCGCAGGGCCAAGUAG
This is a messenger RNA of Malassezia restricta, 1020 nucleotides long. RefSeq names its product ribosome biogenesis protein UTP30. The coding region runs from base 1 to 1020 and encodes 339 amino acids. The transcript has a single exon. NCBI's taxonomy places the organism in Eukaryota, Fungi, Basidiomycota, Malasseziomycetes, Malasseziales, Malasseziaceae. The record is from RefSeq and is a predicted model, not a curated record.